This is a messenger RNA of Ectocarpus siliculosus, 853 nucleotides long. NCBI's taxonomy places the organism in Eukaryota, Phaeophyceae, Ectocarpales, Ectocarpaceae. The record is from the annotation of a GenBank genome assembly.
AUGGCGGGCACGGGGACAGAAAGCUUCGUGCGGAGGCACCAGAUGCUGUCGCUCUCCUUCUGGGUGACGCUCCUCUUCUCCAUCCUGUUCGCGAUGGCGGCUAUGGAUGUGACCGGCCAGUGCUACGUGGAUCCGUGCUCCACGAGCUCUCCCGCUGUCACCAGCGGCAUGAGCUUGGUCACAGCAAUGUCGGCGUUCCUCUUCAUCGCACAGCCAUGCUACGGGCUUUAUUUGCUUCGGAUCCAGUGCUCGGAGUUGGUGAGCGGGAUAUUCAUCGGCUGCAGCACGUUCACAACAUUGGGGGCUUUGGGCCAGGGGGUUCAAUGGGGGUCUGAGACAAGUUUAGCAACCGCGAUAGCAGACGAGGCGGACACAGAUGUUAACUCGUCGGGGGUGAUGAGCUUCAAGGCGCUAGCCAUAUUGGCGUGGAUACUGUUCGCGAUGCAGCUGUUCACGACGUACUGGUGUUGCAAGGCUAGAGAUGUGCUGCUCGAAGUGUCAUGGUCCGCGGGCCACGACUACACACAACUACCCACCCGAGCGGGGCUUCACGGGAAUGGGAACAAAUUUUCGUCUUAUCAGCAAGCGAUGGAUGACGAAGACCUGGAGGCUGCGGCGAACGGGGACCCGGGGGCAUCGUUAGCGCACUACUUGUGACGCAUCAUUUGCCACGGUUGGUUUCACAUUGUGAAGAAAAAGCAUCGCCGCAUUUUUUUUUCAGGAAAGUAGUACUGCUGUGUGUCAUAUGUUGUCCUCUACGAAUAAUUGCCUAGCUAGUGUGGCAGGUAAAUUACUUCUUUUUUUUUCACUUUUUUGUUUUCUUGAGGUCUAGUCUUUCGGCUGGGAACAUUUU